Molecule: messenger RNA, 9789 nt
Organism: Sturnus vulgaris (Common starling)
Lineage: Eukaryota; Metazoa; Chordata; Aves; Passeriformes; Sturnidae
Gene: VPS13A
Product: vacuolar protein sorting 13 homolog A
Biological process (GO): protein retention in Golgi apparatus; protein targeting to vacuole; autophagy
Source: RefSeq, a predicted model, not a curated record
GGGCGGCAGCGGCCGGGGGCCAGGAUGGUGUUUGAGUCCCUGGUCGUGGACGUCCUGAACCGCUUCCUUGGCGACUACGUGGUGAAUCUGGACAGCUCGCAGCUGAAGCUGGGCAUCUGGGGAGGAGCUGUAGCACUGAAGAAUCUGGAAAUAAAAGAAAAUGCAUUGAGUCAGUUGGAUGUGCCAUUUAAAGUUAAAGCAGGACAUAUUAGUCAACUUAACCUACAGAUUCCAUGGCAAAACCUUUAUACUCAACCAGUUGAGGCAGUCCUUGAUGGAGUUUAUUUGCUUAUUGUGCCCACAGCCAGCAUAAAAUAUGAUGCUGAAAAAGAAGCCAGGCAGCUCUUGGAGGCAAGACAAAGGGAAUUGCAAAGAAUAGAAGAUGCAAAGCAGAAGAUAGCUGACCGAGAUAAAGUAAAGGAAGAGAAACAAGACACUUUUGUAGAAAAGCUAGUUACUCAGGUCAUCAAAAAUCUUCAGCUGAAGAUUUCCAACAUCCAUAUUCGCUAUGAAGAUGACAUCACAAAUCGUGAUAACCCUUUGUCAUUUGGGAUUUCACUUCAGAAUCUAAGUUUGCAGACCUCAGAUAAGAAUUGGAAUCCAUGUUUACAUGAUGAAACUGCCAAGUUGUUCCACAAGCUUGUACGACUGGAUAACCUUUUCGCUUAUUGGAAUGUGAAAUCAGAGAUGUUCUACCAUGGUGGUUGUGAUGAAUCAUUGGUUAACUUAAAACAGGGAGUUGCCAGCCACAACGUGAUUCCAGACGGUUAUGAUUUUGUAUUCCGCCCAAUUUCAGCUAAAGCCAAACUCCUUAUGAAUCCUCGAUCUGAUGUCGACUUUUCAUCACCGAAAAUAGAUUUAGAUGUAAACUUACAGGAUAUAACUGUUGAAUUCAAUAAGCCACAGUACUUCAGUGUUAUGGAGCUUCUUGAGUCUAUUGAUAUGAUGACUCGAAAUCUGCCAUAUAGAAAGUACAGACCUGAUGUUCCAGUGCACAACAACGCCAAGAUAUGGUGGAAAUAUGUUCUUGAUGGCAUCCUUGAAGUAAAUGUUCAACCUAAGCUCCAAAUGUGGUGUUUGGAACAUAUUUCACAUCCUAGGAAGCGUGAAGAACUCUUAAGAUUAUUAGAGGAAUUCGAAAAGGCCUUGGAUAUUUUUAACAUCACUCUAGCAAGGCAACAGGCAGAAGUUGAGGCAACUAAGGCUGGAUUGAAAAUCUACAGGCCAGGAGUAAAACAAGACGAUGAAAAUUCUGGUGGCUGGUUUAGCUGGAUAUGGAGCUGGUCGGGUGAAAAAAAGAAUGAAAACCAAGAAGUAAAGGGUUCAAGUCUGGAAGAACUGAUGACACAGGAAGAGAAGGCUAAACUUUAUGCGGCAAUUGGAUAUAGUGAAACAGCUGUGGAUCCAACUCUUCCAAAAUCUUAUGAAGCCAUGAAGUUUUCUGUGAACUUAUUAAGCAUGUCGAUAUCAAUAAAAGAAAACAAGCAAACUCCUAAGCUAAUAGAAUUUGCGUUAGCUGACUUGAGUACAGUAUUUACCCAACGACCAGGUGCACAAGCAAUAAGGUUUGAAACAAAAAUUGCCUCACUUGAAGUUACAGGAGUGUCUCAAGAAAAGUGUACACCCCGUCUCCUGUCUUCUCGAACGGUCUAUUCAGAUGAAAGUACCUCACUUUUAAGCAUAAUGUUUGAGACUAAUCCUUUGGAUGAGAAAGCAGAUCAGAGAAUUAGAAUAGAAUCACAACCACUGGAAAUAGUAUAUGAUGCAAUAACAGUAAAUAGCUUAGUGGAUUUCUUCAGACCUCCAAAAGAUGUACAUUUAGAGCAAUUGACAUCAGCAACUCUCAUGAAACUUGAAGAAUUCCGUGAAAAAACAUCAACAGGUUUGUUGUACAUUAUUGAAACUCAGAAAGUUCUUGACCUCAAAAUAAACCUCAUGGCUUCAUACAUCAUUGUUCCACAAAACGGAUUCUAUGAUCAUACAUCGAAUUUACUACUUCUGGAUCUUGGUAGUUUUAAAAUGACAAGCAAAAGUCGUUCUGAUUUAUCACAAAUCAAAGUAGGACAAACCUCUAUUGAAGAUAUAAUGUCAAGAGCUUAUGACAGUUUUGAUGUCCAGCUCAGCAGUAUGCAGUUACUGUACAGCAAACAUGAUGAGAACUGGCGAGAAGCUCGGAAGCUGAAAAAUUCACCUCAGUGUAUCUUGCAGCCCUUGGAUGUAAAACUGGAAUUUAGCAGGGCUAUGGUUGUUACAGAUGCAAGAAUGCCCAGGUUCAAACUGUCAGGACGAUUGCCUUUACUUUCUAUCCAAAUAUCAGACCAGAAGGUGACAAGUAUCUUGGAGCUGAUUGAUAGCAUUCCUCAGCCAGAAAGUGCCCCUGCUACCAGCUCUCCUCCAAAAAUGACUGAGGCUGUACUGUCCCCUAUGCUUUCAGCACCACAUGUAUCUCAAGGCGUGUAUCCUGUUCUGGAUCUUCACUCAUUGGCCGAGUCAGAAUCAGAGGAAGAAUUUUAUGAUGCACUAAGCAGUCCUGUGGAAGAUGUGCCAUUUUUUGAAGUCCCAAGUGAUUCCGUCAAGCAGGCUGUCAGUACAAGGCGAAAAACCCUACACAAACAAGAAUCUUUGAAAAAUAUGACAGAUUUCCAGCUGAAGUUUGAAGUAGCUGAGGUCUUAAUUAAAUUAUGCCGUCUUACUGGUGAUACUGAGAUGCCUGUGCUCCAGCUUGGUAUUUUGGGCUUAGGCACUGAACUUAAAAUGAGAACAUUUGACAUGACUGGGAAUGCUUUCCUUCGUGAAGUUGGUCUUCUGUGCCCAGAGUAUAUUGAUGAUAAUGGCAAGCCAGUUUACAUAGUUACUACAUUGGAUAAUGUAGAAGAUGAUCUUCUCACUCUGGAGUAUAUAAAGACUGAUAUUAAAGGACCAGAACUGAAAACUGUCUAUCAAAAUGUUCUACAGAAAAUAAAGGUGAACUUUUCUUCUCUAGAUGUUCAUUUGCAUACUGAAGCUCUGCUGAAUGCUAUGAACUAUCUGAAUAAUCUUCUACCUAAACAAGAAACUAAAGUUGCAGAAGAACCGGUCCAUGAAAAACCAGAGGAGAAAAAGGAUGUUCUUAAAAAAUUAACAUCAAAAAAAUCAAAGUAUGAAGAUGUUAUUGACCUCAUUAUCUGUGCAGAUUUAUCAUGUUUGAGUAUUUUUAUCAGAGAGAAAAACCACAGGAUAGCUGAAAUUCACAUUGAAGGUCUGGAUAGCCAAGUGAUUAUGAAGAAAGCAGCAACUGAUAUGACUGCAAAAUUGAAGAACAUCAUUAUUGUGGAUUCUGAUGAGACAGCAUUGUAUAAAAAGGCUCUUUACAUCACAGGAAAAGAAGUCUUCAACUUCAGAAUGGUAUCAUAUGUGAAUGCUACAGAUGGCACUGCGUAUACAAAUAUGGAUGUUGUUGACAAUCGUAUUUAUCUAACUGUUGGGUGUAUUCAAGUAGUUUUUGUCAACAAGUUUGUUUCAUCUAUUUUGGCUUUUAUAAAUAAUUUUCAAGCUGCCAAGGAAGCUCUUACUGAAGCAACUGUUCGAACAGCUGAGAAAGCAGCUACAGGUGUAAAAGGUUUAGCAGAGCGUAGUUCCCGUUUGGCACUAGAUAUCAAUAUCAAAGCACCUGUUGUGAUAAUUCCACAGUCAGCAAUGUCUGCAAAUGUCCUGGUGGCUGAUCUUGGUCUAAUCACGGUGAAGAACCAAUUCUUUAUUGCUAAAACAAAAACACGAUGCAGUGUCCCACCUGUUAUUGACUCUAUGACGGUGAAAUUGAGUGAACUGAAGUUAUACAGAUCUUACUAUGAGCAAGAUUCUUUGCAAACUGAAGUACAGCUGCUGCAGCCAGUCAGUCUGGAAGUAGCUGUUGAACGAAAUUUAGCUGCUGCGUGGUAUAAUGAAGUUCCUGAUAUUGAAAUAUCUGGCCGACUCAAGCCUAUGAACCUCAUUCUUAGUCAGGAGGAUAUUACCACAAUACUGAGGACACUAAAUGAAAAUGCAGGUGAAGGCUCGGGUGCAUCAACAGCUUUGCCAGAAUCAAAAGCAUCAACUAGUCAUUCUAGUGAAAUGCAUGGUACUUCUCAGCACUCUGCAGGUGUAACUGUAGUGACAUCAGCUGUGGUGGAAUUGCAUUCACCUAUGAAAAUAAAAACAACACUAAAACUGGACUUCAGAUUUGACUCUCUGACUUUAGUGUUGUAUAGUCCGAAUUCAAAACAGGUUAACAGUUUGGAUCAGAGAGAUGACCUUUUGAAGCUUGCAGAGUUUAAAUUAGUUCUCAUGUCAGCUGCUCUGAAAAUGUUGUCAGAUGGUUCAAUGAAUGCUUCUGUCAAACUUGCAAAUUGUACAUUAGAUGAUAAAAGACAGUUGAUCCAGAAGGCUACACCAAGAAUGGUGGAAAUGAAACAUGGAUUUGAAAAGAAAGUUAUGGUGGAUGUAAACUACAAGCAGGGGAGAGAUGGCACUGUUCUUGAUGUUAUUGUUCAAGAGAUAUAUCUUUGUGCAAGCAUGGAGUUUCUACUUACUGUAGCAGAUAUAUUCCUAAAAGCUAAAGCAGAAAGUGCUGCUGCGCAGAGAAAUCUGAAACAGUCACUACAUGUAAAGGACCAAGCCUCUGUGCAGCCUGUAUCUACGAUGGAAAUGAACAUUGUUGUUAAAAAUCCAGAGAUUGUGUUUGUGGCUGAUUUAACAAGAAGUGAUGCUCCUGCGCUGGUGGUUACAACACAGUGUGAGGUCUUCAUUAAAAGUAGCCCUGAAAAGUACAACAUGACAGCUGCUGUUAGAGAGAUACAGAUGAAAGCAUGCCCAUUUCUUCCAGAAGAAAGGAAAGAGAACAUUACUACGGUAUUGCAGCCUUGUGACUUCUUCUUUGAAAUGAAACAGUCAGGUACUAAUCCACAGACAGCUGAUCUAACUAUUAAAUCUCUGACAAUAGAAGUUUCACCAAUAAUCAUAAACACAGUAAUUACCAUUACAUCAGCCCUUUAUCAAACUACCGAAACAACGAAUGAAGAGAUUAGUCAAAUUCCUCCUGAUUUAUGGAAUAAGAAAGAUAUAAAAAAUCUGAAAUUGUGGUUUCUUGAAGAGACUAAUGAAAAUGAAGAUAAAAAUCCAAACACCGAACUGGUUCCCACAGGAGAGUCAUUGAAAAUUAAUAUAGAAUCUGUUUUUCUAACACUUGAAGCUGGAGUUGGGCACAGAACAGUGCCAAUGCUUUUAGCCAAGUCCUCAUUUGUUGGAGAAGUCAAGAACUGGAGUACUCUAAUCAAUCUACAUUCUCGUCUUGAGCUAGAGGUGCAUUAUUUUAAUGAGAUGUUUGGUGUGUGGGAACCUUUGCUUGAACCACUAGAAGUUGAGAAGACUGACUUAUUCAGGCCAUGGACUCUUGAAAUCAAGAUGAAGAAGGCUAAAAAAGCACUGUUUGAAUCAGAUGAUGAAGAAGAAGAGAACUACAAAGUUCCAGAAUAUAAAACAGUAAUAAAUGUUUCCUCGAAAGACCAGCUCAACAUUACACUGUCCAAAUUAGGACUGCAGAUGUUAAGUAACUUGGGCACGGCGUUUGCUGAAGCAGCUAGUCAAACUUCAGAUGUCUUCAAAAAAGACCGAGCACCAUUUGUAAUAAUAAAUUCUUUAGGAGUUCCCAUCACAGUCUCGCCUAGUGAUUCCUUUAGCGUCCUUAAUGUUACGUUUGGAGCAAAAAUAUUUCAUUUAGAAGACAAAGAGAGUUUAAAUAUGGAAUUUGUCAGAACUAGAAAUGAGAGUGACCAGUUCACAGCAAUGACAACACUGAGUAGCAAGAGAUUUUACAUUCAGAUCUGUCCGCAUAAUCAUUCUACUGUGGAAAAGAUUCCAUUGACUAAAGUGGGUCGAUGCAUUUACAAAGUGAGACACGAGGAAUCAGGUGUUGAAAGGUCCAUUGUCAGUCAAAUUGACACUGUUGAAGGAAGCAAGAUGAUAACUAUACGUUCCCCGAUUCAGAUAAGGAAUCACUUUUCAAUCCCGUUAAAUGUCUUUGAAGAAGGAAGAUGUUUAGGGACUGCUUCACCAGCAAAUGAAUUCAACAUACCCUUUUCCUCUUACAGAUCCAUAUUGAGUUUGCAGCCAUUAGCCAAUGAAAACGGAGUGGGAGAAUAUGAUAUGUGUGAAGGAAUUACGUUUGAUGAAAUUAUGAAAAAUGUUGACAGUCUAUUACAAAGGAAAUGCCAAUCUGUGAAGUCAACUAACCAAUCACUUGUCAUCAAUAUUGUUCCUGUAAAAGAUUCAUUGACAACUUCAUUAGGUGCAGAAGAUGAAUGGGAUUUUCCAUACGUUGUUCAUUUAUGGCCUUCUGUUCUUCUCCGCAAUCUUCUUCCUUACCAAAUUACUUAUUCUGUAGAGGGAAAUGGGAACAAAUAUGACACUCUACAAGAAGGAUGUUCUGCCCAGAUUCAUAAUGCAGUCUUGGACCAAACAAAACUAGAUUUGCAGUUGCUUAACUACCUUGAUCAAAACUGGAGAAGCGAGUACCAUGUAAAAAGCAAUCUGCCUGAUAUCAGCUUCACAACAUUUCACUGUGUCACAGAGCUGGAUAAGACUGAACUGGAUAUUGCUGUUCAUGUGACCUACACAACUGGGCAGAUGAUAAUAGCAAUUCACAGUCCCUACUGGAUGGUGAAUAAAACCGGUCGAAUGUUACAAUACAAAGCAGAUGGUAUUCACCGCAAGCAUCCUCCAGAUUACAAAAAGCCACUCCUUUUUUCUUUUCAGCCUAAAAACUUCCUUCAAAAUAACAAGGUGCAGCUUAGGGUAACUGACAGUGAACUGUCUGAUCAGUUUUCACUGGACACUGUUGGAAGCCAUGGUUCUGUGAAAUGCAAGAGUCAUAAAAAGGAAUAUCAAGUUGGUGUCACCAUAAACAACAGCAGUUUCAAUAUUACUAGAAUUGUAACCUUCACUCCAUUUUUUAUGAUUUCAAAUAGAAGUACAUACACUUUGGAAGUAGCUGAAGAAGGCAAGGAAAAGUGGAUUCCCAUUGUUUUGCAACAGUGCAUUCCCUUUUGGCCUGAAAAUGAUGCCAACAAAUUGCUUGUUAGAGUAGAAAAUUCUGAUCUCCCUCCAAAGAAGAUAAAUUUUGAUCAGCAAGAAAACUGUCUUUUAUUGCAUUUGGACAAUAAGCUCGGAGGAAUUGCAGUGGAUGUCAAUCUGACUGAACAUUCCACAGUGAUUACGUUUUCUAAUUACCAUGAUGGUGCAGCUCCAUUUCUGUUGAUAAACCACACCAAAGAGGAUAUUGAGUAUGGACAAAGCUCCCUCAGUGAAUUAGAAGACUAUCUUCAGCCAAAUAAGGCAGUACUGUAUACUUGGGCAGACCCAACAGGAUCUAGGAAAUUAAAAUGGAGAUGUGGAAAUAGAACAGAGGAAAUUGGCCCAAAAGAGGACAAAAUGGACAUACUCACUGUGGAUUCUAGAAAAGCUGUCUAUUUCAUGUCAUUUUAUGAAGGUUUGCAGCGUAUUGUUCUGAUCACUGAAGAUGAGAAUGUAUUUAAAUUGACAUACGAAAGUGUAAAAGCAGAACUAGCAGAACAAGAAAUUGUUCUGUCUUUGCAAGACGUUGGAAUUUCGUUGGUUAAUAAUUAUACAAAACAAGAGGUGUCCUAUAUUGGAAUUACAAGUUCUGAUGUCGUGUGGGAGACAAAACCCAAGAAGAAGUCAAGAUGGAGACCAAUGAGUGUCAAGCAAAUUGAUAAAUUAGAACAAGAAUUCAGAGAUUACAGUGAGCUAAGUCCUUCAGAAAAUAAAAUUAUUGAGUUGGAAUCUAAUGUUUUGGUGUGUUUAACUCCUAAUGGAAUGAACAUGACAAUUCAACAGCCAAAUGAGAUUCCUAUCAGAAGAAAUUAUCUGCCAGCUUUAAAGGUGGAAUACAGUUCCUCUGCACAUCAGAAGUCUUUCAGAAUUCAAAUUUACAGGAUACAAAUACAAAACCAGAUUCCUGGAGCCAUAUUUCCCUUUGUGUUCUAUCCUAUUAAACCUCCAAAGUCCAUCACCUUGGAUUCAGCUCCUAAACCGUUUACUGAUGUCAGUAUUGUCAUGAGAACUGCAGGACACUCACAAAUAUCUCAUAUUAAGUAUUUUAAGGUUCUGAUUCAAGAGAUGGAUCUCAGAUUAGAUCUUGGCUUCCUGUAUGCAGUUGGUGAAUUCUUUGCACAGACUGAUGUGCCAAGUGACCAAGAGCUAGAACUUUUCAAAAAGGAUGUUGAAUCUCUUCAAGAAGAACUAAUGAGUGUGUCAUCAAUGGAUACAUCACAAAUCAGCUUGUAUGAAUACUUCCACAUCUCUCCAAUUAAGUUACACUUGAGCUUUUCACUCAGUACGGGUGGAGAAGAUAGUAACAAAGAAGAAAGAAAGAAUGAAUUGAUACCAUUUCAAUCCUUGAAUCUCCUGCUGAAGAGUAUAGGAGCCACCCUUACAGAUGUACAAGAUAUUCUCUUUAAGUUGGCAUUCUUUGAGCUCCAGUAUCACUUCUGUACUACACAGCAGCUCCAAUCAGCAGUUGUAAGGCAUUAUUCAAAACAGGCGAUUAAACAAAUGUAUGUUCUUAUUCUUGGCCUUGACGUGUUGGGUAAUCCAUUUGGGUUCAUAAGAGGCUUGUCUGAAGGAGUAGAAGCUUUCUUCUAUGAGCCAUACCAGGGAGCCAUCCAGGGUCCUGAGGAAUUUAUAGAAGGAAUGGCACUAGGAUUUAAAGCACUCGUAGGGGGAGCUGUGGGUGGAUUAGCAGGAGCUGCCUCGAGAAUCACAGGUGCUAUGGCAAAAGGAGUAGCUGCAAUAACUAUGGAUGAGGAUUACCAGCAAAAAAGGAGAGAAGCCAUGAAUAAACAACCCACUGGUCUGAGAGAGGGUAUCACUCGUGGUGGAAAAGGACUAGUUUCUGGUUUUGUCAGUGGCAUAACAGGAAUAGUUACGAAGCCAAUAAGAGGAGCUCAGGAGGAAGGAGCAGCUGGUUUUUUCAAAGGUGUUGGAAAAGGCUUAGUGGGAGCAGUAGCUAGGCCCACUGGUGGAAUCAUAGAUAUGGCAAGCAGUACAUUUCAGGGUAUUAAAAAGGCUGCAGAUUCAUCAGAAGAUGUGAUAAGCCUGCGACCACCUCGUUUCUUUGGUGAAGAUGGUGUUAUUAGACCUUACAGAUUACGAGAUGGAACUGGAAGUCAAAUGUUACAGAAAAGACAGGCCUACAAAGAGUGGAUUAUGGCUCACAGUAGUAGUGAUGAUGAUGACAGUUAGGAUAACGUGGAUUGUAAUGGAUAUACAUGGCCUUUGUUACAUUCUUUUGACCUUUACGUUUUAAAUGUUGCUGCUCUAAUUCCCGCUGAGAAAUCGGGGUUUUGUGAUACUAAAUUCUUACUUCUUAAACUGUGAAAAAAAUGUGGGGAUAAUAAACUGUAUGGUGAUGAGUGCUAGGCAAACAAGCAAAUAAUAUAAUAAAGAUAGUCUCACAGAUAAAACCAGACAUUAGGUAAAAUAGUAUUGAAUAAUAUGAAGAAAUAAGUAAUCCCGUGACUUAGACUUUAUUUCCAGAUGUAUUUUUAUCAGCUGUGUUUAAUAUUUUUGCAUUUAUAUAAGUGUUUAACAGGGUUUAUUUACUAUUGCUUUAAAUGUGUUUAGUAAAACUUUACUGAUUUGUACAGUCCUUAUUGGUGUUAAAAUGCUGUUUGACUGUUUUAUUCAAUUACUAUUUCAAAAGUAUUUUGUCCGCUUUUCCUCUUAACAAUAAACAUGUCUAAAGUAUAUCUAAAA